UCGAGCAGCGGCAGAGCGAUCAUCAGCUGGACGUUGCUAGUGGUCACAUGACGAUGUUGUGGAUUUAUUAUUCCACAUGUCCGCGUUUGGGCUGCACUGCAAGGCUGCUGACAGUCUCUGCAACCCUGACAGGAGGAGUUCAUGCUGCAGUUUCUCUUUUCUCUCGGUUUACUUAAAGCUAGCGGCGAUUUCACUUUCAGGAGGUAAAAAGCGUGAAGACGCAACUGGAGGAAAUGAUGAGGAAGGCAGAGCUGUGAUUUUUGUUCCUUUUCACUUCUGAGGCAGAAGUUUAGGAGGGGAUGGAAAACAAAGCCAUGUAUCUGAGCACAAAUGAGGAAAGAGAGAGCGGCUCCAUGUAUGAGGAAGUCUACGAUGGACACAACUUGUCCAAACUCAACCUUUGUGAUGAAGUGUGCGCAAAGCGCCGCAGGAAGCAGGACCAGCACUGCAGUCUCCUGAACUCCCUGUCCGCCAUCAAAUAUGCGAUUGUGUCCUUGUACGUCCUGGUUCUGCUGACCAUCUUUGGACUCUGCUUGGCAGUGUCCCGGUCCCAGGUUUCCUCCCAGCGCCAGGAGGUUCUGAUGGAGAACGUGACUCGGACGUCGGACCACGCCGGCGUCCUCCAGCAGACGCUGGGCGAGGCGUCCACGCAGGCCGACCUGCUGGAAAACAUCUGGAAGCUGGAAAGCAUCUUCCAGAACCACAGCAGCUGGCUGCAGCGGCUGGAGAUCCUCAUCAAGGGCCUGGAGGUCGAUCUGAGGAGCAUCCAGGCGAACUCUCUGCAGUCAGAAGGUUACCUGGUCCAGCUGGACGACCGUCUGUCCUCCUUCAGCAGCUCGGCUGGCAGGAACCUGACCGUCCUGAGCGUGGAGGUUGCCCGGACCUCCAGGUGGCUCCGCGACCACGACGUCCUGCUGAGGGACGCUUCGGGACAUUUGAAUGGACUCAGAGAGAAACUAGACGAAGUCAACUGGACUGUUGGAGCUGUAAAUCACACCUUCACCAACGACAUCAGCAUCCAUCACCUUAAAAUUAAAGACCUGCAGAUACAGAUCCACAACAUCACAGACGACACCAGCAGUUUGUGGGUGACACACAUCCACACGGAGACGCAGCUGAGGAACGAGAUGGAGAUCCUGAACUCGAUCACCGAGGAUCUGCGGCUGAAGGACUGGGAGCACUCCAUGACCCUGAAGAACCUCACCACUCUGGAGGGACCCCCAGGUCCGAAGGGUGAAAAGGGCGACGUUGGACAAACGGGCCAUCCUGGCGUUCCCGGGAUCUCUGGGCUGCAAGGAUUUGCAGGAGAGAAGGGAAUGCAAGGCCCCCGCGGCGUGCAAGGACCCCAUGGGGCCGAUGGUCCACGGGGAGAGAAGGGGGAACCCGGACCAGUUGGGCCUAAAGGUGACAGAGGAGACAGAGGCUUCAGAGGGGAUAAAGGUGAUCGAGGCGACAGAGGAGAACGAACAGUCCAGGAGGCUCUGGUGCGUUUGGUGAACGGGUCGGGUCCCCAUGAGGGUCGCGUGGAGGUGUUUCACGAGCGCCGAUGGGGGACGGUGUGUGACGACGUCUGGGACAAAAAGGACGGAGACGUCGUCUGUAGGAUGCUGGGAUACAGAGGAGCAUCGGAGGUCCAUAAGACCGGCCGUUUUGGACAGGGUACUGGUGUGAUCUGGAUGGACGACGUUGCUUGCAUUGGGACUGAAGAAACCAUCCACCAGUGUAAGUUUUCCGGCUGGGCCAAAACGAACUGCGGCCAUGUUGAGGACGCCGGCGUGACCUGUGUAAUGUGAACAUGCAGGACCAUCGCUGUCGUGUCGAGUUUUCUCCAUGCCAGGCCUUUUUUUGUACCAUUUUUGACCCACGUUUUUACAAGGAGUGCCUUCUUAUCAGUAUCGUUGCUCACUGACCACCAAAAAGUGYCACCUACCCAGAUAAAAACUCAUUUUUUCAUGUACUUUUAUGGGUUUAUGAGAAGUACAAAAACUGAAGGACAGCGUUAUUUUUCAUGACCUGCACUUAUAGAGCACGGACUGUUUGAUUCCUUCUGCUCACCGUGAGAGAAACUGAGUCUCAGUUCUGGACAUUUUGACUGAAGAGGGACUUUCACAAACCAUUUAACCACCUAAAAACGAGGAUGAAAUCUCUUGAGGAAAGACAGACUGUCAGUGAGUUGACUUUCCUUUACCAGCAGCUGCUCUUUACAGCAAAAUAUUCAAAGGGCUUUUACAGAGUGUGACGGAUUUACAUACUUUCUAACCUUUCAACCUUGUAUAACACCGAGUUUGAAGGUCAAAAGACGCCUCAAAGCAUGCAGAGAAAAAAACGAUAAUCUUCCUUCUUUCAGUUUAGUUUUUAUUGAGGUCAUUUAAAAUAAUAGUUUUCAAAAAGGCUGACAUUUAUCUUAUCUUUUAAAGUGGUCUUGACCCAUUUGCUUUUCAGGCUUUUUGAAGGUAUUUUAAACAUUUUUAUGAAAACCAGAUGCUUUUUUUUUUAACUAAUCUGUGGUCAUAAUUAGGGUUUUUUGUGACCACAAACACAGCUGUGUGUUAUUUAAAAAAAAAAGAAACAAGAACUUGUGGGGGAUAAAAGAAUAAUAUCAAAGCCUUUUGUUAACUGUCUUAAGCUGAUCAGAAGUUUCUGCAAGUAUUUUUGGUCUAAUUUAUAGUUAAAAUAUCUCAGAACACUUAAAAUGAGACAAAACUAACUUACAACUUGUCACCAAAAUAUAGGAGCUUUUUAAGUCCAUAA
This is a messenger RNA of Poecilia reticulata (guppy), 2751 nucleotides long. It is a transcript of the gene scara5, whose product is annotated as scavenger receptor class A, member 5 (putative). Gene Ontology annotation, molecular function: serine-type endopeptidase activity; ferritin receptor activity. Gene Ontology annotation, biological process: iron ion transmembrane transport; zymogen activation. Gene Ontology annotation, cellular component: plasma membrane. Lineage: Eukaryota; Metazoa; Chordata; Actinopteri; Cyprinodontiformes; Poeciliidae. The record is from RefSeq and is a predicted model, not a curated record.